UUUCCCCCCGGGCCCCUCGUGUCUAGAACCAUUAAGCGUUUUCCUUUCUUAGCGGGGUACAGCAUGUGUCGUAAGCAGGCUCAGCUGUUUGGUUCAUUUCCCGAUCAUCGUCCCAUAUGCUGCAUAGUUACAUGGCCAGAAACCCUAUCCCCGUCCGUAGCGUCUGUUCAGUCUAUAAAUCACCCUUGGGUGCCGGCCCUGGUGCUCGAAUCAGUGUCUGUCUCCGUCUUCCAGAGUCUUCCUUGUUACUGCAGUUCCUCACUAUCGAGUGUCUCCUUUGUGCCCUUGUCCUUGUCUGCUCCUUGCUUGACCUGAUCCCCGCGCUGUCACGACGAAAACACUCGCUGGCCAGAGAGAUCCUGCUGCCAGCGAGCGAGAAGAGAAGCAAAAAGAUAGUAGAAGACGAGCAGGCAAACCGCCAGCAGAACGGCCUCUCCUUUCUCGUUGCUUGUCGUUGCGAAGUUGCAGUGCACAUGGGGGGCCUUGUCUUCCCUCAGGCCGUGAAGAUGAUGAUGGAGGCCGAGCGAGCCAAUGUUUACUCUUUUUUCCCCACAGCGCGAGAAGUGCCGAUGCCCUUCCACUAUCAACCUCACCUCCACCAGCAGCACCUCCAGCACCAGCUCCAGCUGCACCACCAGCACAGCUUCAGUGCCGGCUUCAACGACGGCUUCAGCGACGGCUACAGCCCCAUCCACCAGUGCCGCCCGGACCUGCUCCUCUCCCGGGUCUACCAGCCGCCGUGUAGCGACUAUCUGGUCCACCACCAGCCCAUCAUGGCCAACUUAGGACCGGACGAGAUGGCCGAGUUCCAGAAGCUCUCCAACGAGUACGAGCCGGAUCUGCAGGGCCCUCUCGUUGGCAUCAAGCAGUCCAGCGUUGCGCUGAGCCAGGAGUAUGCGCAGGCUGAUCCCAUCUAUGUCGCAAAGACAUCGUCUCUGGCGCAGACACACUCUCACUAUCGUAUCAUGAAGGGAGAUGGCAAUUGUGGAUGGAGAGCUGUGGCCUUUGGCUAUUUUGAAAGCCUGUUUGCUCUGCGUGAUCAGGCCAAAAUCGCUCAAGAGCUAGCCCGUAUUAAGAGCUUCAACGCAAUGUUCGAUGCUGUGGGCCAGCAAGAGCAUCUGUACGAGAUUUUUGUUGAUGCUACGGAAGAGCUCUUGAAAAGCAUGGCUGAACAGAUUGCGAACAACAACCAGGACGAGACUUUCAUUGUCGACGCCUUCAACAACGAAUGGAACUCAAACGCAAUCAUCACACACUUUAGGUUGAUGACGGGCGCCUGGAUGCAGCUCAACCGGGAGAGAUACGAAGCUUUCCUGCCCAUGCCGAUAGAGCAGUACUGUUCGAGAACAGUCGAUACCGUCAGAACCGAGAUUGACGAAAUUGGUCUCCAGGCCUUGGUUGACGGAGUUAUCGAGGCGUCUGGUUUUGAUGUUCAGAUUCUCUACCUUGAUCGCAGCCAGGGUGACGAAGUUAAUGCACAUCAACUUACACCACAACGCACUGAUUCCCUUGGGGUUAUCAAACUCCUGUACAGACCUGGCCAUUAUGAUCUUCUUUAUGGCUCACCCCAGUCGCCGACUCCCGUAAAUUACCAGUACUCCAUGACCUGCGAUUUCUCUCCUUGGUAUCCUAACUCUCUCAACUUUGAUCUCAACCCAGUCUUAAUGGCCGUUCCUAGUCUUCCUCUAGACCCGGCAAAUUCUCCUCCGCACCCAGCUCCUGCACCGUCUCCGUACGAGUACUCCUAUCCCAUGAAUCCUCCAGAAAAUAUGAUACCCCAUCACACAAUACCUCUCCCUGAACCCGCCCCGCCCAGACAUGCAACUAUCAACCUCCCCCUUCGCUCCCCUCCUCCACCAGAGGACAAGCCCUCUGAACUACUUAUCCGAAUGAACCCACUUGUUGAUCCAGACAUGAGCUGUCUGCCCUUGACCAUUCCAUUCAGAAACUCCCAUUUCAACCAAGCACACUUCCUUAAUGCUGAGUUUCAGCCUUCCCAAUGGGACCCCAGCGAGAUCUACAAACGAGAAAAGAAACCCUCUAGCCGUUCUGGAUCUUCCUCCGAGUAA
Trichophyton rubrum CBS 118892 is the source of this 2069-nucleotide messenger RNA. RefSeq lists its product as uncharacterized. Gene Ontology annotation, cellular component: nucleus. The transcript is spliced from 7 exons. Gene Ontology annotation, biological process: protein K48-linked deubiquitination. The record is from RefSeq and is a predicted model, not a curated record. Bases 117 to 2069 code for a protein of 650 amino acids. Gene Ontology annotation, molecular function: cysteine-type deubiquitinase activity; ubiquitin binding. NCBI's taxonomy places the organism in Eukaryota, Fungi, Ascomycota, Eurotiomycetes, Onygenales, Arthrodermataceae.